AUAGUAACGAAGGUAGCUGGUCGAAGGCUGCAAAAUCAGAACGUAUCGAGUUCGCGAGAAAUUCGGUUAUGCAAACUUCGGAAACGGGGCGUUUUUUGCUCGGCUUAUUCGUUCUCUCAAGAUCUUUUUAGAAUCGUAAUGGUGGAAUGUGUCUAGUUUUUUUUUCGAGUUUUUCGUUUAAAAAUUUCAUUUCGUUACCCUUUUGUGAUCAACUGAGAACGGAAAUCGCGCAGAAUUACGCAUUUUCUAAAACGUUACGUUCGUUGUAACGUACCCGUCGCACAUUGUACGUACGCUUUCUGUGACAGGAUUUAUCCUCUUUUUUCGAAUAAUUGCUAAAUGUGCGAAUUAAUCGUUUUUUCAAUCCAUCCAAGUAAUUUUCACCAAUGAAAACGACAGAAUCGGCUGACAACAAAUUUUAAAUGAUGACUGCGAAUUCAGAUGGAGGAGGAACAACUCUGCCGUAAAUGUUGGAAAAUUUGUGGCAGUUGCAAAAACGGUUCGCCACCAUUGCAACGAUACCGUCAUAUGUAUGUCAUGUGUUGCUGACUUCAGCAUGUUUUCCUCUCUUUUAUUCAAUAAUCAUCGUACAUACCAUCGUACAAUUUAUUCCAAAUCUUUCUCCUUGAAAAAUUCAACGCACCUUAAAUCUCCGUUCACUUUCAACUGCUGCAGAAUAAUCAUCAUUUUCAUAAUACUAAUAGUGUUUAUUGUCAAAGAUAGCGAAGAAGGAAUGCACGAAAAAAGAUUAUUGAACAAUCUUCUUAGAAAUUAUAACCCUUUGGAGAGACCAGUAGCUGUAGAAUCAGAACCGUUGAACGUUACAUUUGGUUUAACAUUACAACAAAUCAUCGAUGUUGACGAAAAGAAUCAAAUUCUGACCACAAACGCCUGGUUAAAUUUGGACGAGAAGAAUCAAAUUUUGAUCGCAAACUUGUGGCUUACUUUGGAAUGGGUAGAUUAUAAUUUGAAGUGGAAUAGUUCAGAAUAUGGCAAUGUAAGAGAUUUACGUAUAACACCCAAAAACAUAUGGAGGCCAGAUAUUUUGAUGUAUAAUAGUGCGGAUGAAAAGUUUGAUGGAACAUAUCAUACAAACGUCGUAGUUAGAAGCAAUGGUAGUUGUUUAUACGUUCCACCAGGUAUCUUCAAAAGCACGUGCAAAAUAGAUAUUACCUGGUUCCCAUUCGAUGAUCAGUAUUGUGAUAUGAAAUUUGGAAGUUGGACUUACGAUGGUUUUCAGCUGGAUCUGGAGAUGAAAUCAGAGGACGGGGGUGAUUUGUCUAAUUUUAUAACGAAUGGCGAAUGGUACUUGUUAGGUAUGCCUGGUAAAAAGAAUACAGUUGUCUAUGCAUGUUGCCCGGAACCUUAUGUUGACAUCACAUUCAUUGUGCAAAUUCGACGAAGAACAUUGUAUUACUUUUUCAAUUUGAUAGUGCCUUGCGUUUUAAUCUCUUCUAUGGCAUUGCUCGGUUUCACACUGCCACCGGAUUCCGGAGAAAAACUAACUUUAGGCGUAACCAUCUUAUUAUCCUUAACGGUGUUUCUGAAUUUGGUUGCUGAAUCUAUGCCUACUACAUCGGAUGCCGUCCCAUUAAUAGGAGUUACAAUAUUACUAUCGCUGACCGUGUUCCUGAAUUUGGUUGCAGAAACUUUACCCCAAGUAUCUGAUGCAAUCCCUUUGCUAGGAACGUAUUUCAAUUGUAUCAUGUUCAUGGUGGCUUCAUCGGUAGUUCUAACGGUUGUUGUAUUGAAUUACCAUCACAGAACAUCAGAUAAUUAUCGAAUGCCGCCUGUGACUCGUACCAUACUUCUGCAGUGGUUACCUUGGAUUUUACGAAUGAGCAGACCAGGAAGAAAAAUAACAUUGAAAACCAUUCGAAUGAGUAACAGAGUAAAACAAAUGGAACUGAAAGAAAGAUCAUCCAAAAGUCUCCUAGCCAACGUAUUGGAUAUCGAAGACGAUUUUAGGCACUGUAGCGUUGGGCCUGGAGGCGCCUCAGCUACCUUAAACAGCACUUAUAUUAGAACUGGCACGUCAUCCAGCCAUCAUGCUCACCAACACAGCAGCAGUAGCGCUGCUGCUAUAACUCUCGACGAUUCUGGGACAUGUUCUAUAGCGUCAAAAGAACUUCAGCUCAUACUGAAAGAGAUACAGUUCAUCACGAACAGAAUGAGGAAAGCUGACGAAGAAGCGGAUAUAAUUAGCGAUUGGAAAUUUGCUGCAAUAGUAAUGGAUAGAUUCUGCUUGAUUGUAUUCACCUUGUUUACUAUAAUCGCUACUUUAGUGGUUUUGUGUUCAGCUCCUCAUAUAAUUGUUCAGUAAUUAUAUUUUUAUUCAUAAGCCUUGUUCGUCGCGCGAAACGAAGGAAAAAAACAAUCAGUUUUGAACUGAUUAGGUACAAUUACAUUAUACCCGUUUAUUGUUAGUCCUUCUAAAAAAAAAAAUUUUUAAAAAUGUGUGUGUUUUAACGUGAAACCAUCAUGAUUUCAUCACCUGUAUUUCGUGUAUAGUGUUUGUAGGUCCUUACAUUAUUUUUUGUCAAACUUUUAAAUGUACGGUGUGGAGCUAGUUCCUAUUACAUACCAAACAUUUAUAUCAUACCUACCGACCGAUCCGAAAAUGCGAAUGACAAAACUCACCUCAUGUAUAUUUUUAUUUUUAUACCUCGCAAUAUGAAUCCAAUUUUUUUUUAAUACCUGAUUAUCUGCGCCUCAUUUUAAUAAUCAAAUGCCCGCAACACUAUCCCACUAGCAUUAUUUUACCAGAUCAUUGUAGAAAUAUACAUACCCAUUACCUAUUUUUAAUUAUAUCGAAUAAUUCGUUUACCUACCUACGCGAAUUCAAGACGCAAAAUUUCGCAUACAAUUUAUCGUCAUCGAUCGCGUAAAGAUAUUUAAAAAUUCCUAAUUUAAUGAAAGUGUGAUUAUAAAUAAUAAGUUAAUGUACCUAUGUACGUUGCGAAAACCAAACAUUUUCCGAUGAAACAUAUCAAACGUAUUUAUUGUAUGUACCUACUUAAUUCAUUCCAUAAGUAAUUGAUUUUUUCCAAUAAAAACCAGACGAUGAUUUUAAAGCAAAUGGUAGAUGAUAAAUAAUAAAAUACCUAUAUACUGAAAAAUGAACAUACCUACCUACUAUAUUUACCCACGUAGAAAAAGUACACUGGUGUCUAUUGGAAAAUCAGCAGUGUUUCUUAGUAAGGAAUUGCCACUAGUGAUUUACUUCUCCUACUCAAAAUUAUGAGUGAUGAAUUACUGCUGAUUUCUCAGUAGAGUAGCACUACUGAUCCACAUACGCAAAUCAAUGGUAUUUCACUACUGUCUAGUAUGUGUGUAGUAAAUCACCACUGGCAAUUCCUUACUAGGAAACACUACUCAUUUCCAAGUGUGUGUCAGAAGUGUUUCACUACAUGCUAUCAGUAUCAGUGGGGUGCAAUAAUUUUCAAAAAUCAAAAAAAUAGGGUUGGGGAAUUUUAUUUUGAAUUUCCCUAUCAUCAUUGAGAUGCUCACGUCAUGUAUGAUUUUUCCUGCCUAUAACAUUUUUAGAAAAUUCCUACACCUAUACCUCACGGGGAUUCGAACCGGGGACCUACGGAUGUCUGACUAUACAACCCUAACCACCUGACUACUAGUGCACUACAGUAGAUAGGGCAUUUAAAGAAUAUAUUUGUUUGCAAACACUUAAUUUCAACAGUUCGUGAAUUUGAAUGUUGAAACUUGAAACUAUGAAUAAUUGGUGAAGUUCUCAAGAGUGUCGAUUUCAUUUUUGAAAACUAUUUGAUCCCAAACCCAAAAUGAACUCCAAAGAGGAGGGGAGGCACAAAAUUACAAAUUUUUCAAAAUUUGAAAUUUUAAUGGCGCUGAAUCAAUUUUUAAAGACCAUUUGACCCCAAACCCCAAAAUGGGCUCCAGAAGGGGAGGUAUACAAAAGUACAAAACCAAAAAUUAUCAAAAAAAAUAUAUAUGGGUAUCAAAAUCUCAAAUUUAUGGGUUCAGAAUUCAUUUUUCAAGACAAUUUGACCUCAAACCCCAAAAUGGGCACCAUUAGGAGAGGUACAAAAUUUUAAACUUUUUAAAGAAGACAAGUACAUUAUUGAUAUCAAAAUUUGAGUUUUCAAUGGCACAGAAUCCAUUUUUGAAGACCAUUCUACCCUAUCCCAAAAUGGGCUUCAAAAAGGGAGGUACAAAACCAAAAUUUUGAAAAAAUUUUGAAAAAGUAUGUUAUUGAUAUCCAAAUUUGAGUUUUCAAUGGCCCAGAAUCAAUUUUUGAAGACCAUUCAAUCCCAAAACCGGAAAUGGGCUCCAAAGCUAGGGAGGUACAAAAAUAGAAAAUUUUCCAAAAAAAAGUGCAAUAUUGGUGUGAAUUGAAAAUUUGGAUUUUCAAUGGUGUAGAUCAGACUUAAUUUUUGAAAAUCAUUUGAUCAUAAACCCCAAACCAAUAUCCACAGCAGAGAUUCAAAACCAAAAAUUAAAUUUUCUUAUAUAUUUGGACACCGAAUUCAUUUUUGAGGACGAUUUGAUUCUAACUUCCCAAAAUGGACUUCAAAGGGGAGGUACGAAGUCGAAAAUUUUCCAAAAAGAUACAAAAAUAGUACAAUAUUGGUAUGUAUCAAAAUCGGGAUUUUCAAUGCCUAGAAAUAAUGUUUGAAGAUCAUGUGACACCAAAACCCAAAAUGACCCUCAGAAAGGUGUAAAAUUGCAAAACUUCUCAAAAAAAAAAGUACAAUAUUGGUAUCAAAAUCUGGAUUUUCAAUGGCAUAGAAUUUUUUGUUUAAGAUCAUUAGACCCUAAAUUUGAAUCUGCAGUCCUCAUAUUCAAAAUCGUAUAUACAUACCUAAUCUGAUAUCUGCAUAGCAUUCUUCAAAACUUUUGAAUUGUUUUCCUCUUCUCCCACCCUAAAUGGGGUAUUUUUAGUUAAUAGGGCAAUUGGUUGAUGACAUUACUGGUAAGGUGUACGUUUACUGGUAAAUAACUAUUGGGCCAUUACUGUUCAGUAGGCAAACAUGACUGCGGAGUGGUGCAUUGUGUGGUAAAUAAUUAUUGAUGUGUAGUAAAAAACUACAACACAUCUACUGAUUUGUAGUAAGUAACUACUGAGCCAUACUACUCUGUAGGUGAACACCAUUGUUGAGUGGUGCAUUGAAUGGUGAAAUAUUACCAAUGUGUAGUUUAAAACUACUAAUCUACCACUGAGUUGUAGUAAAUAACUACUGAACCACUACUACUGAAUAGGUAAACACCACUGUUGAGUGGUGUAUUGAAUGGUGAAGUAUUAUUGAGUAGUAGUUAGAAACUACUACUCUACUACUGAGCUAUAGUGAAUUACUGCAGAAGUCAUACUGCCCUGCAGUGCAACACUACUGUCCAGUAAUGAAUCAAGUACUGAAAGCACUACUGAUGUGGUGUGAAUUACUACUUAGCAUUACUGUUAAGUAGUGAAUUACCACUGCCCCCUGUAAGUUUUUUCUACGUGGGUAUAUAUUCGUUCACAAGCUUAAAUCACGAUUUUUACGAAUAAACCUAGUCUGAAGGAUUUAGGUUUGUUUUUUUGUUAUUUUGAUUGGCUCGUUGUAUUACGUACCUACCUACUUUAUUUCGUUAAAUACCUACCCGCAUCAAUUCGAUAGUAGCGAAAUUGAACGCGUUGUACAUAGAAAUACAUUUUACCUACUGAAUGAAAACAGCAUUAGCGUAACCAGAAGGACUUUCAAUAAGUUAUAUACCUAUGUUAGUGAAUUGAUCAACCCUUAUGUUUUUGCCUUUACCUAUAUUUUUAAAGUAAAAUUAUUUAGGAAGCCCAACCCAGGUUACGCUGUUGCUCAUUUAGCGUAUUAAAACGGGGUUAUCAAUUAAAUUCACAAUAAUUAGUAAGGUAGAUGGUCCUGAUAAGGCCACCUUAAUUUUAAGCAAAUUUUUGAGGCUCUUAAUAUUUACGAAAAUUUUCCAAAAUUUCAUGGAAGUAACUUCAGUUUCUCUACUUCACAGCGGCGUAGUUGGUUUUUUCCUCAGAUUGUAGUUGUAUUUACCGCCUCCCCUUCUAAUUUUAAUGUAGUGGCCUUCUCAGGAACUCAAAAACACCAAGUUCCUAAUAAGACCACUUCUAAUUUUUGAAGCGAAAAACGCAUUGGAAUUAUUUUUAAUUACUUACAGAUGAUCAUCAUUGUCGUCAUUAGACUACGAGCUCGUAUACUAGCUUUUGGUAAUCUUCUUUGCAAAAUAUACAAAUACCAAAUACCAAUAAUUUCUCUGUUUGAGACUUGAAAGACUUCAAACACUUUUUUUUUUGCUCCUUUAGAGCACUGUGCUGGUGAUUUCUUGCAAGAAUUUCACUGUUUGUUUACAGUUGCCUUAUUAGAAACACUUGCUAUAAUGAAUAGGUAUUAUUUAUUCCUUCAAAAACAGUUACAAGUAAAUGGAAAUUUUUUUCGAAAACUGAAUACACCAUACGAAAGAGGAUAAAAUUUGCUAACAAACUCACUUACUGAUAAAAUUUUUGCAUCAACUUCAGAUAACUUUUUUUUAUUAUGAAAAACCACAUCGCUCAACUCGACAGUCGAUAGUCGCGUUUUUUGAAUAGGUAAGGUACAUACCAACUAGCGCUAUUUUCCGGUUUGCGCGCCUAGCAGCAGAUAAACCGGCCGGGUGGUGGCCUUAUUAGGAACGUGGCCUCAUUAGGGCCCCCUUCCUUAAUAAUUUUUCCCAGGUGAAAAUCAUAGAAUUUUAUUUGUUUAGUUCGAUUUAGUAAAUACGGCUCAUGUAGGAACUGCUCAGCCGUUAUUUGUUGUGAAAUUUAUAGUUUCAGUGUAUUUUUUUUUGUUUUUUGUUCUUUUUUUUUGCCAUUCUCAUCGAUUUAUUGUUUUGAAUACUUGAUUUUUAAAUUAACGUUGCAUCGAGUAAUGCCCGUUAACGAUACGGUAAAAGGAAUUCUUUCGGAUAAAUGGAACGUUUAAAAAGGUUAGCUGAUAUGAAUGUACCCUCCUUUUGUGUUGGUUCCUCUUUUAAUUUUUUGAUAACUGAUACCAUUAAUUUUAAAAACAUGUACAUGUUAUGUUAAAUGACUAUUUUUUUUAAAAAGGUAUGAAGCAAAUUGUUACUCUAUUUGUUAAUAAAAUUCAUAUCCUUAAUAUUGUUUUACGUUUUUUUAAGCGAUUAAACUUUGAUACUAAAUUUUUUACGAUUAUUAAUCAACAAAUCUAUUAAAGAAUAAUUUUAAUAAAUGUGAUUUUGUAAUAAACAAUAAAGGUGUUUAUUUUGUUUA
This is a messenger RNA of Planococcus citri (citrus mealybug), 7258 nucleotides long. RefSeq names its product nicotinic acetylcholine receptor alpha6 (gene nAChRalpha6). Gene Ontology annotation, biological process: regulation of membrane potential; monoatomic ion transmembrane transport; signal transduction. Gene Ontology annotation, cellular component: synapse; postsynaptic membrane; neuron projection. The transcript has 12 exons. Lineage: Eukaryota; Metazoa; Arthropoda; Insecta; Hemiptera; Pseudococcidae. Bases 533 to 2323 code for a protein of 596 amino acids. The record is from RefSeq and is a predicted model, not a curated record. Gene Ontology annotation, molecular function: transmembrane signaling receptor activity; acetylcholine-gated monoatomic cation-selective channel activity.